Molecule: messenger RNA, 3427 nt
Organism: Zophobas morio
Lineage: Eukaryota; Metazoa; Arthropoda; Insecta; Coleoptera; Tenebrionidae
Gene: Pde8
Product: Phosphodiesterase 8
Exons: 17
Coding region: 667-3105 (812 amino acids)
Biological process (GO): regulation of DNA-templated transcription; positive regulation of ERK1 and ERK2 cascade; phosphorelay signal transduction system
Molecular function (GO): 3',5'-cyclic-nucleotide phosphodiesterase activity
Source: RefSeq, a predicted model, not a curated record
AAGCAGUUUACCAGGUGUUUCGGUCCUCGAUGGUUUGUUACUUCUCCUGCUAACAGAGUCGCGCCGCCAAUGCUUGAACGCGUCCUGCUAAUCGCAAGACAAACCCCGUUUCUGUCAGCUGGAGACAACGGUAUCUUAUCUAUUUAGUUAUGCAUUUGCGUCGUCUAUGGUAAUAAGUGCGUCAGUGCGGCUGUGUUUGAUCAAUGGAAGUGGAUGAUUUUUGAGUGUGCUCUCCCAGUGCGAUGGUGGUUAGAAUAAUUUUAAAUGUGCGGAGUGUGGCAGUGCAAGAAGGAAAAUCUCAUGGUGACAGUGCAAAUGAGUUGUUUACGUCGGGCACAUUUUCUGCUAAAAUAUAAAUUCACACGUUCAUGCACGCAUUCUUGAGUAAAUCAUUACCACAAAUUUUUAAGAUUAUUGUGCGAAUAUUUUUAUCUGGAAAUACGUAUUUGUUACACUAGGGCACCUACGCUUUAUAAACACUGUUGGAUACAGAUCUAAUUUCUUUGAGCGUUUAAAAAUUGAAGUCGCUGGAAAUUCCACUCGGCAAGUGCAGUUUAAAACUAUGUGUUCCAUCAAACGAAGUUGACGCAGUUGAAAAAAAAUUCGUAGUUGGUGCCUUGAAUUUGAUGAUAGACCACUGGAGCAGGUUGAAGCCGCCGUCAAAAUAUGAUUAUUCAAAGCAGAGACCCUGAGAGUAUGAUGGAUACUAUUAAAGAUGAAGAUACACUGGAGGAUCAUAACGAUACAAGUAGGACAGUAAUCCAUAGAAAAAGCUCCUUGGCGUUGACACCAGAAGACGAACCUUUGGAAUACAACAGAGGUCCCCAAGAAGUGAAGUACGGUUUUUUACUACCACCAUCGCGAAGUCCACCCAAGGUGUUACUAGUUUUCUCUCAGUCAGAUACGGUCUCGGAUACUCAAACAAGGGCAGCUGAAAAAGUGGGAUUUGAAGUUACUCACGUAACUAAUGAAGAUGCCGCUUUAGAACAAUUUCAGCAGAAAGCACACGAUCUUGUUAUAGUGGAUACUCGAACACCGAAAGCAAUCGACUACACUACAUUAUGCCGAUCAAUCAGAAAUACGAGAGGAAAUCAACAUGCGGCGUUAGUAGCUGUUGUACGAAAAAGCACGUUCGAAAAAGAUGAUGUAGCAAUUAUGGCUUUGCUCGAUUCGGGAUUUAAUAGGUGUAUUAUAGAAAAUACGAAUAUAAUUUCUGCGGUGAAUGAGAUUAUCCAACUGAAACACAGCGACAUGCAGCCUAUGGCACAACAUGCAACUUGCCAGUCUGUGUACGCAGCCCUGGAAAAAUGUAAAGAUGUAGUUAUAAUUACAGACGAAAGUUACAGGUGCCAGUACGCAAAUCGAGCUUGUGAAAAAUAUUUAAACAUACGUCCUGAAGAACUCGUAGGUAAAACACUUCAGGAGCAAUUAGCGCACGACACUCUACAGAUAACAACAAUGGGUUCAUCUCUGUUAAGAGGAAGAGAAUGGAAUGGGGCCCUGACUUUAAAGAAAAAAUCAAUGGAUCCUAUAUUGUCAUCUUGCAGAGCUGUACCAAUUUCCUCUGCCGGAAGAACACCAACCCACUUUGUUUUGGUUCUCGAUACUUCACAUAGUUAUGAUGCAUUAGGACAAUCAAGAGGUAGCGUCCACUCAAUCAGAAGAGGGUCAACCGAUGUUAGAAGCGUUAAUAGUGACUAUUAUAGAAGGACUUCCCUAGCAAAAUUGAAUGCGUUGCCACUCGAAGCUCCAAUAACUAAAUUAAUCUCUCUUCUUGACCAAGCGAAAGACGGUUGUGGAUCAAACCCUCAAGUAUUGCAGUUAUUAGAUAAAGUAGAAGAUAUCUUGCGAACUCCAGAAUUGUAUGCACCGAAUGUUAAAGAAGACAGAAACGAGGAGCCUAUUGUGUCAGAACUCAUCACCGCCCUUCUUUCGAAACAAUCCCAGCCUUCUUUAGUUGUAUCCUCUAGAAGGAGCAGCAACGAUUCUUCGGUUUAUCGACCAUCUAAAGGCGGCGUAAUAAAAGUUCCUGCUGCUUUGAAAGAGCUGCUUGACACAUCAUUAUCAUGGGAAUUUGACAUAUUUCGACUGGAGGAACUCACAAAGAAAAAACCAUUACAGUAUCUCGGAAUGAAUUUGUUUACUCAUUUUGAAGUCUCCGCAGUUUUAAAUUGCGAUGAAAAAACACUGUAUAAUUGGCUCAUUAUAAUCGAAGCGAAUUAUCAUGCAGAUAACACAUACCACAAUUCCACACAUGCCGCCGACGUAAUGCAGGCCACUGCAGGUUUUCUUGAAAGAGAGAAAGUAAAAUCAAUUAUGGACUCGCUAGAUGAAGCUACAAGUUUAAUAGCCGCGGCAGCUCAUGACGUCGAUCAUCCUGGCAAAUCUAAUGCCUUUUUGGCCAAUUCCGACAAUCCAUUAGCUAUAUUAUAUAACGAUAUCACUAUUUUGGAAUCACAUCACGCUGCUUUGAUGUUCAAGUUAACCUUAGGUGACGAUAGAGUUAAUAUUUUUAAAAAUUUAGAUAAGGAAACAUAUAAAAUAGCCAGACACAAUGUUAUAGACAUGAUUUUAGCAACGGAAAUGACAAAGCAUUUUGAACAUUUAGCCAAAUUUGUUAACGUGUUUUGCACUAAAUCAUCAAGUGAUCUAGAGGUUGAUGUACAAGAAUAUCCACAACUGAACUCGCCAGAAAAUAUUACCCUGAUUAAACGUAUGAUGAUUAAGUGCAGUGAUGUAUCCAACCCUACUAGACCUCUAAGGCUAUGUAUAGAGUGGGCUAGAAGAAUUGCAGAAGAGUAUUUCCAACAAACAGACGAAGAGAAAGACCGCGGUUUACCUGUUGUCAUGCCCAUGUUUGAUAGAUAUACUUGUUCCAUUCCAAAAUCGCAAAUAGGCUUUGUUGACUAUAUCAUUAACGAUAUGUUCGAAGCCUGGAAUGCCUUUAUUGAUAUGCCAGAUUUGAUCUCGUAUAUGAGGCAAAAUUACAUCAGAUGGAAAGAAUGUGACGAACAAGGUCUCAAUACUUUAACUGAUAUUAGUAGACUUCAAAGUAGCGUACUUAUGUGUCCUAUGUUUCCUAUCAAGUCUUCGAAAUCUAACUGAUAUAAGCUUUGCCGUCACCACGAUGACGCCAGUAAAUCAAUAUCUUUUCAUUAAAAGAACUGUGAACGUUAAUUAAAAAGUGUGCAUAUCGUCUUACUUAUAUUUAUAUAUAUUUAUACAAUAUAUACAUUUAUAGUAUAAAUAAAAUAUACCUCAUUAUUUAAAUAAUAACAUGUUAUGCAUGCUGGCCGUGCAUAUCCAAUUUUAAAAGUUAAGUAUUUUAGUAAUAAAUUAUUUCCUUACUUUUAUUAUGUUUUAAUAACUACUAUAAAUGUAUUAUGAUGUUCUUACUGUUUUUUAUUAAAAAUGUAUUGAUGUGUAA